Amblyraja radiata (thorny skate) is the source of this 4158-nucleotide messenger RNA. It is a transcript of the gene nsfl1c, whose product is annotated as NSFL1 (p97) cofactor (p47). Bases 59 to 1165 code for a protein of 368 amino acids. Gene Ontology annotation, molecular function: ubiquitin binding. Gene Ontology annotation, biological process: Golgi organization; autophagosome assembly; membrane fusion. The transcript is spliced from 9 exons. Gene Ontology annotation, cellular component: cytosol; nucleus. The record is from RefSeq and is a predicted model, not a curated record. NCBI's taxonomy places the organism in Eukaryota, Metazoa, Chordata, Chondrichthyes, Rajiformes, Rajidae.
AGCUGCAGGAGCCGGGGAGGGAGGGGGAAGCGCACCGCCGCGCCGCCGCCACAGGGACAUGGCGCUGCCCGAGCAGGAAGCCAUCCGCGAGUUCGUGACGGUGACGGGCGCCGAGGAGGAGCGGGCCCGCUUCUACCUAGAGUCCGCCGACUGGGACCUGGAGCUGGCUCUAGGCAGCUUUUUUGAAGAAGGUGGUGAUGAUGAUGUUAUAACCCUUCCUCAGCCUGAAUCCAGCACCAGUUCCAGAACUGUGCCAAGUGACGUCCGAGUAACCUCGUUCAGAGAUUUGUGGAAUGAAGAGAAAGAUGACGAUGAUGAUGAAGGCCAAAGGUUUUAUGCCGGUGGCUCUGAAAGAAGUGGGCAACAAAUUGUCGGUCCUCCAAAAAAGAAAAAUCCUAAUGAAGUUGUAGAAGACCUUUUCAAAGGAGCAAAGGAACAUGGUGCAGUUGCUGUUGAACGAGCUGGCAGAGGUCCUGGAGAAUCCAGUAAAUCUAAGCCGUUCGGUGGUGGUGGUUACCGUUUGGGAGCGACCGAGGGGGAGCAGUCUUCAUAUGUAACGGGGGAGCGGAGAUCAGAUGCGGCACAAGAUGUUCAUGUUAUACUGAAGCUUUGGAAAAGUGGUUUCAGUGUUGAUAAUGGUGAGCAGAGAAAUUAUACUGACCCGACAAAUGCUCAGUUUUUAGAAGCUAUUAGGCGAGGUGAGAUUCCGCUGGAGCUGCGGAGAUUGGCUCGAGGUGGGCAGGUGAACUUGGACAUGGAGGACCAUCGCGACCAAGACUUUGUGAAGUCAAAGGCAACAUUUAAGGCAUUUGGAGGCGAAGGUCAAAAGUUGGGGAGUGCCACUCCUCAGCUGGUCACCACAACUACUCCAGCCCAGCAAGCGGAAAAUGAAGCCAAGGCCAGUUCUUCUGUAGAUCUAAGUGAAGCGGAACAAACUACCAGUAUCCAGAUACGACUUGCAGAUGGGGGGCGUCUUGUUCAGAAGUUUAACCUCACACACAGGAUUCAGGAUAUUCGGCAUUUUAUUAUCGAUGCCCGUCCAUCUCUGGCUUAUACUCCAUUUGUGCUGAUGACCACCUUCCCCAGUGAAGAGCUGACAAAUGAGGACAAAACCGUAAAAGAUGCCAACCUGAUGAAUGCCGUAAUAGUACAGAGGCUGAAAUGAAUGCCGUCUCCGUCAAACCUUCCGUUUGUGGAGUACUUGAACUGUUCAGACUUUCCAUUAGUUAAACUCACUGGUUGUGAUAAAUUGGAGACAAUGCUUUUAGACAAAACGGUUUACCCUUGAGGUUAUUCAUGUGCUCAUUCGGUUACACAGCUUUCGGCGUGACUUUGUGAUAAAACUUUAAUUGCGCAUUUGAUUUAUAAUUUUUUUUUGUUGCCGUUUUUAAGUGAAAACAUUACACAUUUGAAGUUCAAAUUCACCAUUAUAAGUUGAUGCAUCCCAACUAACUCUAAUUCUCUGUGACUGCUAUGUAUAGGAGAAGGUGUACCUUGAUAGAAAAUUGCAUUCUAAAAAUCAAACCAAAUUUUAAACAUACUAUGUUUGUGAAAUGUGUCCUGUACCAAGCAUUGUUCAUCUUGUACACUGCUGCAUUGAAUGAAUAAUCUGACAACAAUGUUAUUGUGAGUUUUAUUUUCAGCCUGGGUUAUAACUUUCUUUGUAGAAUGGUUUGCAGAAAAACGAUCACCAAAUUUUAUUUUUUUUCCCCCCUAUGCCCAUUGAGGUUUCAUAAUGAACUUCAGUUGCUGUUGACAAUUAGAGAGAUUGUCUUCAUUUCCCCCCAUCUUGUUGGUGGAGCUUUUUUCUGGUUAAUCUAAUUCAAUUUAUUAGAUCAUAAAAUGAGUUUGUUUUUCAAAAAUCCUCCUCAAGUAGACAUUUAAGUUUCAUUUUAGCAAUGAUUUAGGACUUAGAAUUUCUUCCAUUUUGACUGAAGACAUUUUUAUUUACUUUCUGUAUGUGGACAUUCACUAACCAGUGGAAAGAACCCAAGAACUGUAUAACUCUUCUUUAUCUCGAAAGCCUCACGUAGUAAUCGGAUAUAGAAUCGGAAUCAAACCCCAUCCGUUUUCUCUUUGAUGAUGGAGGUUGUGGACUUUUGAGUUUGGCAUUAUCGCCUCUUUAAUAGAAAGUGCCUUUCUCUCUGACCAGACAUAUAAUGGCCAUCACAACAACCCAAGAUGGCUUUUUAAAAAAACAACCAGUUUACUUUCAUGUAAGAAAAAAGAUCCAAUAUGCUGGAGAAACUCACUCAGCGAGUCAGACAGCUUCUCUGGAGAACAUAGACAGGUGAUGAUUUGGGUCUGGACCCUUCUCCAGGCUGCUUGUGGAGGGAUUGGGUUGUAGGGGGGGAGAGAACUGGAAGAGAAGGGAGGUCAGGACAAAGCCUAGUUGAGGGAGUUUUUGACAGGCAGCUGGUUGGACAAUGGCCAGAGAUUAAAGGACAGAUGGUGUGAGGCAGAAGUAUUGGAGAGUUGUGAAGCUAGAGGAAAGAAUGUCGGUGGAGAGGGGAGAACUAGGUGGGAGUCCAUGUGGGUCACAGGAGAGAGGUGCAGGAAAGAAAGGGGAGAGGGUUGGGGUUUUUUUUAGUUACCUAAAAUUAGAGGAUUCAUUGGUAAACCAGCAUCUGCAGUUUCUUGUGUUAAGAUACUUUAACAUUUUUUUUAAAAUGGUAAAACAUACCCCAGGGUACUAUAUGGAAGAAAACAGUGCUGAACAGAAUAAAAGAUAGGCACAAAUGCUGGAGCAACUCAGCGGGGGGGACAGAUGUUUCGGGUCAAGACCGUUCUCGACCCGAAACGUCACCCGUUCCUUCUCUCCAGAGAUGCUGCCUGUCCCGCUAAGUUACUCCAGCAUUUUGCGUCUAUUUUUGGUUUAAACCAGCGUCUGCAGUUCCAUCCUGAGCAGAAUGGAGAUGUGAUGAUCCCGGGGUUUUAAGAGAAUUGUGGAAGAUUUGUGGUGAUGCCACGCCAUUUGGAAAAUGUAAGCAGAUCACACCAUUAAAAUGAUGAUUUCUGCUGGUUAGCCUGGUUGCAACUAUUAUUCUCAGCAUAAGUAACAUCCAAAGCAAAAGAUUACCAUUUUGAACAGUUCACACGUGUCAGUAGAACAUCCACAAUAGUGAACCCUAAGAAUUUAUGCCAAGAUCUAUCGUGACCCACUCCUCCAUUUGGAAGAAAUUAGUUUAUAUUUAUUCAGGAUAGUUCUUCAAACUGAAGUUUUAGCUGCAAUUUGUAGUUAAUUUACCAAGAAAGUGAAGAACACCAGAUAUGGUAAAUGGCUCGCCGUAAUUUUAAAUUUAUUUUCAGUGUUUUAUAAGGCUAUUCACAGAUGAAGGAUUAUUAAAAUGUUUACUUCGUAAUUCCAUUUUAUCAGCUUGUAGAACAGGAACCAAACAAGUUACCCUACUUUGCAACAACAACAAAAAAAAACCUUCUUAUGGGGAGGGGGGAGGUGGGAGUGAUCAUUUAUCUGAAGUUUGAUGAAGUUAGGAAAAUCCAAAGCAACUUGUGGUUCAUUGUUACUGGUGUUUUGAUCUCAAACUUGACAUAAAUUGAACAACCUUCAAUUUGGUAAUAUUUGUCAGAAAGUGUACACUGCAAGAGCAACAUUAAGCCAUAAUGAACUUGUUCCGACAAUCUACCAUAAGGCACACUGUUUACUAAUUACCCCUUGAAUCUGAGUCUCGAUUCAUUUAACUUGAUCUUUUUGCAUGCUUUAUUUAUUAACAGCAGGUGCACACCAGAACCAACACUUGGCAAUGCUCCAGAAAUGUACGUACUAUCGAGUGUUUAGAACAUCUUUUCUCCAUUAAGUGUUCUGUUCAUAUUGGGUAAUCUUUGAUAUGUAACCUGGUACCAUGAUUCGAGUGGGUGGUAUUUAGUUAUUUAAAGAAGGUAAAAGUGAGAAGUUGGUGUACCUUCAGGCAAGAGAAUGAAAAUACAUAUUCAUUAUGUGUGCUUUUAUACCAGACCUAAUGUCUCCAAGACACCAGUGGUUGCUAAAGUAGAUUCAGCCCCUUUGUUGCCCAGUGUACUUUUUAACUAUCGUUAAUUCUGGAUAAAUAGGAAAGUUAGUCUUCGUUCAAGACAUCAUAACGUGCCAUGUAUCAACGUGUAUUUCUCCGUGACAUUGAAUUAAACAUGCACUCUAUUGAA